UGUAGCAGGGCCAAGUCCUGUUCCUCAGGGGAACGUUUAGGCAGCUGUCACCACCUCCAGACUUCCGGUUCCGGUUUUCAGGUUUCACAAGCGGCUGUCGCUAUGGAGGAACCCGAGAUGCAACUCAAGGGGAAGAAAGUUACGGACAAGUUCACUGAGAGCGUCUACGUCCUGGCCAAUGAGCCAUCUGUGGCCCUGUACCGGCUGCAGGAACAUGUGCGCCGCUCUCUGCCAGAGCUGGCCCAGCAUAAGGCUGACAUGCAGCGGUGGGAGGAGCAGAGCCAAGGAGCCAUCUACACAGUGGAGUACGCCUGCAGUGCCGUGAAGAACCUCGUCGACAGCAGCGUCUACUUCCGCAGUGUGGAGGGUCUCCUGAAACAGGCCAUCAACAUCCGGGACCACAUGAAUGCCGCCACCCAGGGCCACAGCCCCCAGGAGUUGCCCCCGCCCUCCUCAGCCUGAUCUCAGAAGAGACUCUAAGGGCUUUGGCCCCUCCAACCAGGGUCCUACAUACAUCUCUGAAUUUUACCGAAGAGGAAACAGGCUCGGAUGGGCAAGGCAGGGUCACCACUCAUGACUGAAAGUGCAGAGUUACACCAAGAUGUCCAGUGUCCCGGGGCUUCUCCUCUUCCCUUUCCCCUGUCAGGCCCCUGCCUCAGGUAUCACCUUACUGAGAUCACCCUGAAGCCCCGGGGGCCUCUCAGACCUCCUUGUCCUCACCCUUGUCCCUCCUCCCUAAGUUGGACACCCCAGUGUUGGACCCUUGGACACAACCUUGUGAGACCUAUAAAGGACCACAGACUGAGCAAGCGUGGCCAGCACAGUCCUCUCACUCCUGCCCCUAGCCUCCUGAGACAAGGUAUUGUCCUUGGACUCCUACCCCACAUUAGCCAUGUCCCCUCGGACCAAUAACUUCUACUGUGUUAAUCCCCAUUGACUACUCUGUGCUUGCGGCUUUGCCACAGUCUUCUUUUAUAUUUAAACAGCCUUAUAAGGUGGGUAUCACCCUCAAAUACAGAUGGGAAAAGA
Molecule: messenger RNA, 1029 nt
Organism: Artibeus jamaicensis (Jamaican fruit-eating bat)
Lineage: Eukaryota; Metazoa; Chordata; Mammalia; Chiroptera; Phyllostomidae
Gene: BORCS8
Product: BLOC-1 related complex subunit 8
Exons: 6
Coding region: 103-462 (119 amino acids)
Cellular component (GO): BORC complex
Source: RefSeq, a predicted model, not a curated record